Messenger RNA from Phytophthora sojae, 811 nucleotides. RefSeq lists its product as hypothetical. The transcript is spliced from 2 exons. The record is from RefSeq and is a predicted model, not a curated record. Gene Ontology annotation, biological process: peroxisome organization. The coding region runs from base 44 to 811 and encodes 255 amino acids. Lineage: Eukaryota; Oomycota; Peronosporomycetes; Peronosporales; Peronosporaceae.
GACCGAGCGAGUGGCAAGUGUGUAGACGACGACCGAGAUCGCCAUGAGCGCCAAGAGCCCCGAGGUGGUGGACGGCAUGAUCGACGACAGCCUGCUGGGCAUCCUCAUCAUCCUGCUGGUGGUCAUGCUCAGCACGGGCUACGUGUACGUGCAGCAGCUGCGGCAGGGGGACGCGCCGGUCCGCGGGAAUGGCAACGCAGCCAAUGCCGCUCGCAUGGCGCCGUCCACGGCCGCGGCGCUCGCGUCGGCGCCCGAGCGCGCCGCCAUCUCCACCGCCGGCCUCAGCGACCGCCAGCUGCGUCUGCACUUCACGCUGCCGCUGCGCAACGGCGCGCGCACCGUCACGAUCGCCGCCGAGGCGCUGCUCGACACGGAGUCGGACGCGCCGGCCUGGACGCACGACGACGUGCCGGCGCUGCUGGCGGACCUCUCGCGCGUGGCCGACGUGUACUUGCUGUGCACGGUGCAAGACGCCAACGACAAGGGCAAGAUGCAGCGCGUCCGCGAGUUCGUGACCACGCACCCGGACCUCAAGAGCAACGAGUCGACGCCCGGAGGCGUCAAGGCGCACAAGAUCCUCUUCUGCACGACGGCCAUUGGGAAAGUUGCGUUCGUGCGGCAGAUUGAGCCGCAAAUUCACGUUGAAGUGGAUUCUGGAGUCGUGCGGGACCUGGAGAAGCACGUGCCGCGCGUGGUGCACCUGCCGAGUAAACCUGAGGACGCAGUGGUGCCGUCGAUCCCUAACGUCAUCCACGUGGGCGACAGCUUCGCCAGCUAUUUCUCGCUGCUCAGCGCAAAAGAACGACUUUAA